UCGAAACAGUACGAGACAUGGCUAGAGAUGGCGAGGGACACGAUCAGACUGCGACCACGGCUGCUGAUGCUCUUUUAGGCAAACGGGGGCCUUAAAGCCAUACCAGACUAAGGACACCAACAACCAUAGCAACAAUUCCAACAAAGCUUUGCAACAGAAACCAAAUCUCGCUUGGCGAAUGUGAAGACUUCUUUGGACAAUCCUCAAACAGAUCAGAUAGAUGUGUUGUCCACAAGCUUGCACGAAUAGUAAUGAAUGCUCAGCUGACGAUGGAGAAUAUUGGCGAUCUGCACGGGGUGAGUCAUGAGCAGGUGCCAACUACGGCUGAUUUGAUGAACAGUAACAGCCCUCAUCACAGAAGCUCCGUAGCCCAUCGCAGCAACCACUUGUCAACCCACUCUCGCUCCAUGGGCAUGGCAUCCAUCCUUGACGGCAGCGACUAUCAUCACCAUCGGCCACCCGACCACGCUUUAACGGGACACCUGCACCCCGCCAUGACCAUGGCUUGUGAGGCGCCCCCGGGAAUGAGCAUGAGCAGCACCUACACCACUUUAACCCCUUUGCAGCCGCUACCUCCCAUCUCGACGGUCUCGGACAAGUUUCCUCAUCACCACCACCACCAUCAUCACCAUCAUCACCCCCACCAGCGCAUACCGGGAAAUGUGAGCGGCAGCUUCACCCUGAUGAGGGACGAUAGAGGUCUGGCUUCUAUGAACAAUCUUUAUGCUCCAUACCACAAGGAUGUCACCAGCAUGGGACAAAGCCUCUCUCCCUUGUCGGGGUCAGGGCUGGGAGCCAUUCACAACUCCCAGCAAGGUCUGCCUCCUUACGCUCAACCUGGCGCUACCAUGCCCAGCGAGAAGAUGCUGACACCAAACGGAUUUGAAGCCCACCACCCUGCUAUGCUGGCCAGGCACGGUGAUCAGCACAUGACAGCUUCCUCGGCUGGCAUGGUGCAUAUCAACGGGAUUCAUCACCAUCCCCAUGCCCAUCUCAAUGCCCAGAGCCACGGUCAGGUUUUAGGCUCCACCAGGGAACAAAAUUCAUCAUCAGUGCCUGGAUCGCAGGUCAAUAACGGAAACAAUUCAGGACAAAUUGAAGAAAUUAAUACCAAAGAAGUAGCCCAGAGGAUCACCACCGAGCUUAAAAGGUACAGCAUCCCGCAGGCCAUUUUCGCUCAGAGGGUGCUGUGUCGAUCGCAGGGGACCCUCUCUGACUUGCUAAGGAACCCCAAACCUUGGAGCAAGCUAAAAUCAGGCCGGGAGACUUUCAGAAGAAUGUGGAAGUGGCUCCAGGAGCCGGAAUUCCAGCGAAUGUCUGCUCUCAGGCUUGCAGCUUGCAAGAGAAAAGAACAAGAACAUGGCAAAGGAGACAGGGGAAGCGUGACCAAAAAACCCAGGUUGGUCUUCACAGAUGUCCAGCGUCGAACUCUCCAUGCAAUAUUCAAGGAAAACAAGCGUCCGUCCAAAGAAUUGCAAAUAACCAUUUCCCAGCAGCUGGGUUUGGAGCUCACCACUGUCAGCAACUUCUUCAUGAACGCCCGAAGGCGAAGCCUGGAUAAGUGGCAAGACGAUGGCAGUUCUAACUCAGCUAAUUCAUCUUCAUCAAGCACUUGUACCAAAGCAUGAAGGAAUAACCAUGAACUGAGCCUCGGUGGAAAAGCUUUAUAAAUUUAAAAAAAAAAAAAACUAAAAAUGAAUGAAACAAAGAAAGACAAACCAGGACCUCAAGAUAGCAGGUUGAUCCUUUUAAACUGUUUUCAAAUAAAAAAAAAGACAAUAUGAUAUUUAUAAUAUCCAAAGAAAAACCAAAGACUUCUUCCACCUGCAUUAAGACUUUGUUCUGCAACACACUUUAAUAGGAUUUCUUGCAAAAAAGACACUGGUCGUACACCUUCAUAUUCAUCAUCAUCCUCAUCAUCCCUCAACGUAUUUGGCUGUUAUGGCGGUCUGCAGCAUUGUGGUUCUCGUAAUUGAAUGGACAUUAUCCCAAAAUAUGAGCCAUUUUCUU
Molecule: messenger RNA, 2010 nt
Organism: Polypterus senegalus (gray bichir)
Lineage: Eukaryota; Metazoa; Chordata; Cladistia; Polypteriformes; Polypteridae
Gene: onecut1
Product: one cut homeobox 1
Exons: 2
Coding region: 252-1628 (458 amino acids)
Biological process (GO): regulation of transcription by RNA polymerase II
Cellular component (GO): nucleus
Molecular function (GO): DNA-binding transcription factor activity, RNA polymerase II-specific; RNA polymerase II cis-regulatory region sequence-specific DNA binding
Source: RefSeq, a predicted model, not a curated record